CUGAUUGGGCGGCGCGUUCGGGCGGGCGCGCGCCCGCCCCUGUGUGGGCGGGGCGGGCGCGGCGCGCGCCGAGUCCCGACGCGAGAGCCGCGGGGUCGGUUGCGCUGCGCGUUGCGAGCGGUUGCGCCGCGCUCUCUCCCUUGGUAACCGGAGUUGCGGGAGGCGGGGACUGUCCGCCGCUGCCAGCAGCCCCGGGGCCCCUGCCCGGCUCCAGCCUCCCUCCCUCCCUCCUUCCCUGCCGGCCGCCGAGAGCGCGAGCGCGGGUCCCGCCGCGGGGAGCGGAGCCAGCGCGGGGCGGCUCCAUCAUGUCGACGGGCGGCGACUUCGGCAACCCGCUGCGGAAAUUCAAGCUGGUUUUCCUGGGCGAGCAGAGCGUGGGGAAGACCUCCUUGAUCACCAGGUUCAUGUAUGACAGCUUUGACAACACCUAUCAGGCAACAAUUGGCAUUGACUUUUUAUCGAAAACCAUGUACCUGGAGGAUCGAACAGUACGGUUGCAAUUAUGGGACACAGCAGGUCAAGAGCGGUUCAGGAGCUUGAUUCCUAGCUACAUUCGUGACUCCACUGUUGCAGUUGUUGUUUAUGAUAUCACAAAUGUAAACUCAUUCCAGCAAACCACAAAAUGGAUUGAUGAUGUCAGAACGGAAAGGGGCAGUGAUGUCAUCAUUAUGCUAGUGGGAAAUAAAACAGAUCUAGCAGAUAAGAGGCAAGUGUCCAUUGAGGAGGGAGAGAGGAAAGCCAAAGAGCUGAAUGUAAUGUUCAUUGAAACUAGUGCGAAAGCAGGAUACAAUGUAAAACAGCUUUUCCGACGCGUGGCAGCUGCCUUGCCUGGAAUGGAGAGCACACAGGACAAAAGCAGAGAAGACAUGAUUGACAUAAAACUGGAAAAGCCUCAAGAGCAGCCGGUCAGUGAAGGAGGUUGUUCCUGCUAAUACCAUGUUGCUUCUCUUACCUUUCUUCAGAACAUCACUGCUUCCCCUCCCUUUACUCUUCAUUGACUGCAGUGUGAAUAUUGGCUUGAACCGUCCCCUUUCAGUAAUAACGUAUUGCAAUUCAUCGUUGCUGGCUGUCUCGUGGAGAUGAUCUCUUAGCUUCACAAGCACACACACACAAGAGAAUGUCAGUGUCUUCAUUAUUUAUAAGAAAAAAAAAAUAAAGCCAAAAUAUUCCAGCAUAUUCCAGUUAUAACUUUAAAAAGAUAGGUACAAUUUCUUAAUAUUGGUUCCUUUUUUAAUGUUAUGAUAUUGCACUUUGAAAUGAUGGAAAUUGAGUAAAUUUUGAGUUGGACUUGGUGAAGAGGUAUGUGCAGAAUAACACUUAUAUCUUACCCACUUGAUUUCGCUAUCAAACUGGAAAUGACUAGACAGCAGUCAAAAGAAAGGUAGAGUUGGCGUAUCCUUUAGGGUUAGAUGCUGCCCUUUCAAUAUAAAAUAAACAGAAAAGCUAUAAUCAUCCUCUACGGUGAGAUGCUCUGAAUCUUUUUUUCAAGCCCCAAACAUUUUGGAAACCUGAAACUUUAGCAGGGUUUUGAUGCUGAAAAAGGCUAUUGAGUCUUAGUCUUCGCAGAGUCAAUAUGAACAAAUUUCCAAGAAAGCAGACCCAGAAAUAUUACAUUUCUUUCUGAUAUCGAUAGAUGGCUUUUUUGGGCAGGGACACGUGCUAACGAAACACUUUUGCGGGAGACAAGUAAACAGAUGUCUUGGAUAUACAAUUAGUUUUAAAAGCAUUUUUUUUCUUUUAUGUAGAACUCCAAUAAAGUAAAUUAUUACUUGAGAGAUUGGAACGUGAGAUUUUGGCUAUUGGGGAGAAAAGCAAUUUUUUAAAAAGAGGGAAGUUUUAAACAAAGUUCAGCCUCAGCACUAAAAACAAUUUGGUCAGUGGAUUGGCACGUCCAAAUUUAGUAGAAAGACAAAACAGCAUUUGAUGGAACAAGUAGAAAUGUUACAAUAAUUUACAGUUAAUAUGGGGUGGAUGGAUUGAGGAUCAGCUCGUGGGUUUCCUUAUCAUGGUCCUAAGUAAAUUGAGGAGGGGGGGAUAUUUACUUGUGAGUCUAUAGAAGUAGAUUUGAAAGACCCUAGGUGAAAAAGAAGGGAAUUUUAAUAGGAUGGACAGAAACUUAUGAUUAUGCAGACAUAUGCCUUUAAUUUUUAGCAUUUUUUAUGUUGGGUCUUCCAAGUUGGUUUAGUUUUUUCAUUAGAUCUGUAUAGUUUGGUUAAAUAGCUAGUAAUUUAGUUUUAUAUUUAACUAAGCUACAGUUAACCAUUUUUCUUUUAUAUUUAUUUCUCGGCUUAAUUUUUUUUACUAUUUUCAGUAUUUUUUGUUUUGCUGAGGAAUCCGUGUAGAGCUUUGCCAGUGUUGCAAGAUGUAGCUAUCCAAGAAACACACAGAAACCAAUACACUAGACGCGCACCCUCGUAAUCUUUACUAGUCCUUGUGAAAUUGCUGUGUCAGUUAAUAAACACAAUUGUAAAUACAUUGUUUGCAGGAAGAGUAUUGCUGAGUUACAGUGCAGGAAAAAAAUGCCUUACAAGCACUACUUAAUUGACAAAGUCUAAAGAUGGAAUUGAAAACACUCAAACUCCUCCCUCCUUUCCUUCUGCCCUUCCCCCACUGAAAAUAACCAACCUGGGGGGAAUAGCCCCCCACCCCCACUGCUGUCACCUGGCAAUAUGCAGAGAAAGUGUGGAAUUCUGCAUUCUGGAGUUGAAUGUCAAAUCAAUACCUGCCCUGGGUUUCUAAUAACUCUGCAUACCAAUAACUUAACAUUAAAGGCAAAAAUGAGAUGUAAAGUGCUUUUAUAAUGCAAUAUUAAAGGCGAUUUUUUUUUUGACGUGGCAUGUCUUGAAAUAAACAGUGAAAUAUGA
Molecule: messenger RNA, 2864 nt
Organism: Chelonia mydas (Green sea turtle)
Lineage: Eukaryota; Metazoa; Chordata; Testudines; Cheloniidae
Gene: RAB6A
Product: RAB6A, member RAS oncogene family
Exons: 8
Coding region: 306-932 (208 amino acids)
Molecular function (GO): GTPase activity; GTP binding
Source: RefSeq, a predicted model, not a curated record